Messenger RNA from Microbotryum saponariae, 993 nucleotides. The record is from the annotation of a GenBank genome assembly. NCBI's taxonomy places the organism in Eukaryota, Fungi, Basidiomycota, Microbotryomycetes, Microbotryales, Microbotryaceae.
AUGACGGAUGAAGCCCCGGGAGCAGGGUCCGAAGGUGCCACCGGCAUCAUCUCUUCUUCGGCCUUGGACUCUUGGACCUCUGUGACUGAUUUUCGGCGCGCUUCAGCAGCAGGCUCCGGAGACGGAAUCGAUUCUUCCACGAGCGGUGGUGGCGCAGUCGUCUCGGCCGGUUCGACCUUGUCGACGUGUGGAGCACCCGCUUCCGUAAGUUCCGGUUCUUCGUCAUCGUGCUCCUGCGUAUCGAGCGUCAAUUCCCCCCAGCCUGAACCAUCGUCAUCAUCGUCCUCGUCGUAUCCCGGUGUGGAAGUUGGGACUAGUAAAGCUGAUGACGUCGCGGGAGGUGCACUGGAGCGAACGGCAGGAGCUGAAACGGGUGCCGGUGCCGGGAUUGGGGCUGGGGUCGGGGCCGGAGCUCGAGGCAGAAUUGGAGCGGGAGCGGCAGUGGGCGUCUUGACGAGAGCUGGAGAAGACUGUGGAGCGGUUUUGGGUAGAGGGAGGGGAAGCGAGAUGGGAGUCUGCUGCUGUUGGGUAGGACUACCGCCCCCGAUCGGCGGAGAAGUCGGCACGAGGGUCGGGGAUAGGAUGCCUUGGGAUAUCCGAGGUGACGCCCGAGGGAAGAAGGGGUUCGAGGCAUGUUCAUCGUCAUCGUCGAGUAAGGACUUGGGAGUAGAUACUGUCGGCUCGGCGACGUCGAUGAGCAAAGAGUCCUGCUUGGGCAUGGGGGGCCCGCGCGGCGCUCGAAGCGAAGAAGUGGACGAUGUCGAGUGGAGGCGCAGAGGUGAGCUCCUCGUCGGUGGCGACUGCGUGAUCGGUCUGGCUGGCACAGAGGUCGAACUCGAGCUUGAAGCGUUGAAAUCGACGAGCGUGCCGUUAGUUCCGUUCGAAGAUCUCGGAGACACGGGCGUGUCAUCGUCCGUGUACGGCGUCCUGGACUGGCCAAGGGACUCGUCGGCCUCGAACACGGUGGGACUGCUCGCUCGGGUCACGGCCUGA